This is a messenger RNA of Penicillium angulare, 1029 nucleotides long. Its product is annotated as Aldo/keto reductase. The record is from RefSeq and is a predicted model, not a curated record. NCBI's taxonomy places the organism in Eukaryota, Fungi, Ascomycota, Eurotiomycetes, Eurotiales, Aspergillaceae. The transcript has 2 exons. Gene Ontology annotation, cellular component: cytoplasm. The coding region runs from base 1 to 1029 and encodes 342 amino acids.
AUGGCUGCUUUCAAGACAUUGCCCACUCGCCCGUUAGGCCGCAAUGGGCCUCUGGUUCCUCGACUCGGAUUGGGGCUUAUGGGUGCUAGUGGAAUGUACGGCCACAAUCUCUCAGAAAAUGAGAGAUUCGAAUUGCUAGAUGAAGCAUACAAGCGAGGGGAAAUAUUCUGGGAUACAGCCAACGAGUAUGGCGACUCUGAAGAUGUUAUUGGAAAGUGGCUUGCCGCGAACCCUGAAAAGCGCCAGGACAUCUUCCUCGCAACCAAAUUUGGUAUUCAAACGAGCCCCACGCCUCCCGGGUUUAGCUUCAACUCUACGCCGGAACAUUGCAAGGAGGCCAUUGAGAAAUCGCUCAAGCGCCUUGGAAUACCAUUUGUCGAUCUAUACUACGUUCACCGCUUGGAUAAGAAAACACCCAUUGAGAAAACUAUGCAAGCGAUGGUCGAGCUUAAGAACGCCGGGAAGAUAAAGCAUAUUGGAUUGAGCGAAUGUAGUGCCGAGUCAUUGCGGCGUGCAUAUGCGGUUCACCCAAUCACUUGUGCGCAAAUGGAAUACAGUAUUUUCUGUACAGACAUUGAGUCGCCCAAGAGAAAGUUCCUGGAGACAGCACGGGAGCUGGGCGUUGCCAUUGUCUGCUACAGCCCACUUGCAAAUGGGCUGCUAACUGGGAAAAUCCGUUCACAUGAGGAUGUUAGCAAGCCUGGUAGCAAGCUGAAUUUUUUGCCAUGGUUUAAAGAAGAGAAUUUUGAGCAGAACAUCCGUAUUAUCGACCAAAUUGCUGCCAUUGCAAAGGCGAAGGGUAUCACUAUGCCGCAGCUUGCUCUUUCUUGGUUGCUUGCUCAAGGCGAUGAUAUCUUUCCGAUUCCUGGUUCUUCGAAGAUUGAACGUCUGGAAGCAAAUCUGGAAAGUCUUUUUGUGAAAUUAUCAGAGGCUGAAGAGAAGGAGCUUCGUCAAUUGGGUGAGAAGAAUGUUGGUGGUCGGUUCCAGGAGACAACUGGCGUUGCAUUUGGAGAUACGCCAGCUUUGUAA